Anthostomella pinea is the source of this 1464-nucleotide messenger RNA. The record is from the annotation of a GenBank genome assembly. Lineage: Eukaryota; Fungi; Ascomycota; Sordariomycetes; Xylariales; Xylariaceae.
AUGGCUGAACCUGGGUACCGACACCGAGACCGCGGACUCGAACGCAAUGACGAGCGUGGAGAGCGGUCGGACGACAGUUUUCCCGGACGAGCUUCCAAAACCAAUGACAAGCGAUCGCGCGACGACGACCCUGAUACGGAUGAGCGACGGGCGAGGAGGAGAUAUGCGUAUGGAGAUGGAGAUGGUAGGAGAAAGAGGAGGAGAUCGGAGUCUCCACGACGGAGGGAGGAGCGAGAACGUUACGAUGGACACAGGCGGAGGGACGAUGGCAAUACCACAGAGCGACGGCGGGAUCGAGAAGAAGGGCGAGAUGACUCAAAAAUACUCGACGACAGAGACGCACGCGACCAUGCCUCUCGAUCCACACGCCGUACGCAUCAUCGAGACGACAACGACAACCACGACCGCAAUCACAAACACAAGCACCACCACCACCGUCACCACGCCCACCACCGCUCCCCAACACGCGUCCAGAAGCCGACGCCCACCACCCUGCCCUGCGAUGCGCGCCCCCUAUCCCGCACGGCCGACUACGGCACCUUCCGCCCGCUGCUGGCGCGCUACCUCGACGUGCAAAAACAAAAAGACAUCACGGCGCUCGACGAGCGCGAGGUGCGCGGCCGCUGGAAGAGCUUCGUUGGCAAGUGGAACGCCGGCGAGCUGGCCGAGGGCUGGUAUCAUGCUGAGCUGUUCCAGGAGGCUGUACUGGAGUGGAAGGAGCUGGGGCUGGAUCGCGCGAUGGAGGAGGCGGAGGCGGAGCGUGGGCGUGGACACGGACGUUUGGGAAGCGGUGAUGGGGAGAAAAGGGGGGUCGAUGAGGUACUAGGUGGUGAGGUCCUGGGUGGUGGCAUAGUGGCUGGGGAAGAUGUGGAUGGCGCUGGGGAAGGGCACGGAGGUGACGAUGAAGACGACGACGAUGACUAUGGCCCCAUUCUCCCCGACCAAGCCACAACAUCUUCAUCCGGCACACAGCAUCCACAAACAAGACACGGCCCCGGCAUCCCCAACCUGCAAGACCUCUCCCUCCAGCGCGAAGCCCACACCGAGUCCACCCUCGAAGCGCGCGACCGCCUCCGCCUCGACCGCAAAGCCGACCGCGCCACGCAGAAGGAGCGCCUCGAGGACCUAGCGCCCCGCGCCGAGCCGGGCACGCGCGAGCGCCAGCUCGAGAAGAAGCGCGAGGUCAACGAGAAGAUGAAGGGGUUCCGGGAGAAAUCGCCCGGCGGCGAGAUAAACGACGCCGAGCUGCUUGGGGGAGGAGGUGGUGGGGGAGGGGAUAGUCUGGAAGAGUAUAAACGCAUGAAGGAAGCGGAUCAGCGAAAGAAGACGGAGCGCGAGGUCCGGAGGGAGGAGGUGCAGAGGGCGAGGGCUGCGGAGCGGGAGGAGAGGGUCAGGGAGUAUCGAGAGAAGGAAGAGGGAACGCUCGCUGUGCUGAAGGAGAUUGCGCGGCAUCGGUUUGGGUGA